AUGGUACCUCAACACCUCAGACCAGAAUUUAAACUAAAGACUUGCUUGUACUAUUCGAACUGGUCGAUAUACUCCAAGAAGUUUACCCCAGAUAAGCUUCCUUUCCAUUUGAUCACAAAUCUAUUCUAUUCUUUCAUGGACAUUGAUCCACACACUGGGGCAGUGAUCCUUUCAGACAAGUGGGCAGAUAUUGAAGUUCCAUUCAACAAUGGUCAGGCCACAUACAAAGGUUGUCUUCAAUAUCUACAUCACUUCAAAUCAAAGUAUCGCCAUUUGAAACUAUCAAUGUCAAUUGGUGGUUGGAGUUUCCGAGAUAAUUUCAAGAAUGGGAUUUCCACUGAUGAAAAGAUUAAUAAUUUUGCUAACACUGCCAUCAAAUUUCUAACAGAGUACGGGUUUGAUGGUAUUGAUCUAGAUUUUGAAUAUCCGGAAAAUGAACAUGACGCUACUCAAUACGUGAAGUUGGCUCAACGGUUGAGAUCAAUGUUGAAACAAAUCGAAAAUGAAAAACAUUUAUCCCCUGGCUCAUUACUAUUAACUUUGGCGAUUCCAGCAAUGCCAGAAUCGCUUAGAUUCUUCAAACUACAUCACUUGGAUCAAUACGUUUCAUUUUAUAAUGUCAUGACCUAUGAUUUUGCCGGUAGUUGGUCAAACAAGGUACAACUUCCUGCCAACACUACAAGGUAUUCUGGAGGAGAAUGGUCAGUUAAUGACACUGUCUCAUAUCUUUUGGAAAACAAUCCCUCAAUUUCGCCAAAGAAGUAUAUCCUAGGAGUUCCGGCGUACGGGAAGGUGUUCCGUAACGCCAAAGGAUUACAAUCGUCAUUCAGUAAUGUUGAAGACAUGGAUUUCAAGACAAUCUUGAAUACUUAUUUGCAAGACCCUCAAGCUUGUCAAAAUAAAAUGCAGCAAGAUUCAAUUGUUCUUGUUACCAAUUCUGGGAAAGAUGUGGUUUGUUUCGAUACUUUGCAGUCUGUUAGAAAUAAGGCCCGAAUCGUUGUCGAUAAUCGAUUAGGAGGAAUGAUGUGGUGGGAAGCUUGCGGCGAUGGUAUAGGUGAGCAUUCGUUGGUCAAAGCUUUUGUGUUCUCAUUAGCCAAUGGACCCGCAGAUCUUGAUGGCUCGAUAAAUAAUGUGGAUUAUCGAGAUAGUAAAUAUUUGAGCUUUAAAUAG
This is a messenger RNA of Saccharomycopsis crataegensis, 1170 nucleotides long. RefSeq names its product putative chitinase (gene CTS2). Bases 1 to 1170 code for a protein of 389 amino acids. The transcript has a single exon. Gene Ontology annotation, cellular component: extracellular region. The record is from RefSeq and is a predicted model, not a curated record. Gene Ontology annotation, molecular function: chitinase activity; chitin binding. NCBI's taxonomy places the organism in Eukaryota, Fungi, Ascomycota, Saccharomycetes, Ascoideales, Saccharomycopsidaceae. Gene Ontology annotation, biological process: carbohydrate metabolic process; chitin catabolic process.